AUGAGACAACAAGGCCAAAAUUCGGGCGCUCAACGGCCUCAGCAUCGAUUGCACCAGCAUCACUCACUCCCAGACCUCGUCCGCGACUCCAAGUUAGACACUCGCUUUCUCCCCGACGGCGCGACCCAACACACCUUCUAUGUGACACCUCCUCACGCCAGCCGGAGACAGAGGGCCCGCGUUGAUGAAGUAUGGCGCCGUGAACGCAAGCUUGGCAAAGGCGGAUAUGGCGAUGUGUGGCUGGAGAGGUGCGACUCCGGUCCCUCAACCGGAACUCUCCGAGCCGUCAAGGAGAUGCUGAUAAAACCACUGAUGGACUACUCGAGAGAACUGGAGGCCAUGACUAAGUUUUCCCACGAGAAGUAUGUUGAUUGCUUCGUCAAAUGUCACGGCUGGUACAUGUCCGAGCACACAGUCUUUAUAGCUAUGGAGUACCUCGAGCAUGGCGAUUUAAAUGGAUACCUCUACCAGCCCUUACCCGAGGACCAGGUUAAGACUAUUGUCUUGCAGCUUGUUGAAGGUCUCGUGCAUAUGCAUGACAACGGCUUCGCUCACCGGGAUCUCAAGCCAUUAAAUAUCCUUGUUCAUAAGCCUGGCCCCGACUGGUGGGUCAAGAUCGGUGACUUCGGCAUUUCCAAGCGCUCCGAGGAGGAUAAUACAGCUCUUCGGACCACUAUUGGAACAGACGGUUACAUGGCCCCGGAGCUUAAAGGCUUAAUUUACUCCCAGGGUUCUUCAGAGUCCAACGAAUUUUCCUAUACAUUCGCCGUUGACAUGUGGGCAUUGGGCGAGCUCACAUUCAGGAUGGCCACUCGACGUCCUGCCUUUCCGGAUCCAAAUGACCUUGUUAACUACGUUCUUCGCGGACAACCUUUCCCAUUGCCGGCCCUCGAAGUCAUAGGGGCGAGCUCAGACUGCUGUGAUUUCAUUAAUAAGUCUAUGAUAGCCGACCCUGGAAAUCGUCUCACAGCCUCCGAGGCUUGUAGGCAUCCCUGGUUACAGCUAUCAAGACCAUCAUCGCGGGCUAGCUCUGCAUCGCCAAAAACGUGA
Messenger RNA from Ilyonectria robusta, 1050 nucleotides. RefSeq names its product kinase-like domain-containing protein. Lineage: Eukaryota; Fungi; Ascomycota; Sordariomycetes; Hypocreales; Nectriaceae. Gene Ontology annotation, biological process: protein phosphorylation. Gene Ontology annotation, cellular component: cytoplasm. The coding region runs from base 1 to 1050 and encodes 349 amino acids. The record is from RefSeq and is a predicted model, not a curated record. Gene Ontology annotation, molecular function: protein serine/threonine kinase activity; ATP binding. The transcript has 3 exons.